AUGGCAAGGAAAAGACGGGCUAGUGAGGGACUUGGUGAAAAAACUCGCGGUGACUAUCAAGGGAAUGCAGCUUGGGACGAAAUGGUAAAGGAAACUGCUGUUGCAAAUGCAACCGCGCUCGGGGGAGCACGGCGAGCACGAAAAAGAUUCGUGGGUGUUAGACAAAGGCCAUCAGGAAGAUGGGUUGCUGAAAUUAAAGACACAAUACAAAAAAUAAGGGUAUGGUUAGGUACCUUUGACACAGCUGAAGAAGCAGCAAGGGCAUAUGAUGAAGCUGCUUGUUUGCUUCGUGGAGCCAAUACUCGCACUAACUUUUGGCCUUGUUCUUCAUCUUCGUCUUCUACUCCAGCUCUUCCUUCGAAGAUUACUAAUCUUCUUAUUAAUCGGCUUAAAGCUAGAAAUAAUUCCUUAGCAGCUGUUGCUGGUGGCGGUUCUUCUUCUUCUGAUUCUUCUGAGCCUGUAGAAAAUCAUGAUCAGGACAAACAGGCAGAAGAAUUCAGAGAAGAAACAGCUUAUUUUUCGGAUUCGCAGUAUAUGGAGUAUCUCAAAGACCCUGAAGAUCUGAUUACUGAUAACUUAUGUUGCUCAACAUGGAAUACUUUUGACGGAUCCGACACUCACACGUCAGUAUUUUUGAAUAGUCCGAUCAACAUAGUUGAUAACAGCAUGAUCAGUAAUAUGAGUGAAAUUACCAUGAGCACAAAUACCUCGGAAGCAUGCUUGGCUGAAAACGAUUAUAAUGUGAUUCAGCCUGUGAAAAGCGAUGAAAACUCGAGUGGUGGAGAGAUUAAUAAUAUUGUUGAAGAAGAUGGAGAAGAAGAGAUUGAACAGGAAAAUAGUACUGAUAUAGGAGAUGUAGAAGUAGAGCCAAUUGACUUCCAAUUUGUUGAUGAAAUUGGAUCAUCAUUUUACUAUUCACCAUUUGGGAUUAAUUCAUCAGAGACAAUGGAAGAGGGGAUGGUUUAUGGAGACGAAUCGUCGAUGCUAACUGAAGCUAUGCGGAGGAUGAAUUACGAGAGGAAAUUUUCAGCAUCACUAUAUGCUUUUAACGGAAUUACUGAAUGCUUAAAGUUGAAGCUGAAAUCGGGAGGAGUUAUGCAGAGAGAAAGAUCUGAACAAUUAAGUAGACUGAGGAAUGCAUGCAAAAGGAAUCACAAGGAGGAGGAGAAGAAAAUUCAUGAAGAAGGAAUUAGCACAGAAACAGGUGAAAAGAAAGAUACUGAAUACAGUUCACAAAGUUCAUCUUCUUCAACGAUUUCACAAAGUUCACAAGAAACUACUUACGAUAGUGAAUUGUCCCUUUGGAGCUCAAUUGAUCUACCUCCAAUUUGCGCCUUUUUUACUUAG
Messenger RNA from Lycium barbarum (goji berry), 1347 nucleotides. RefSeq names its product ethylene-responsive transcription factor ERN2-like. NCBI's taxonomy places the organism in Eukaryota, Viridiplantae, Streptophyta, Magnoliopsida, Solanales, Solanaceae. Bases 1 to 1347 code for a protein of 448 amino acids. Gene Ontology annotation, biological process: regulation of DNA-templated transcription. Gene Ontology annotation, molecular function: DNA binding; DNA-binding transcription factor activity. The record is from RefSeq and is a predicted model, not a curated record. The transcript has a single exon.